Molecule: messenger RNA, 2097 nt
Organism: Prorocentrum cordatum
Lineage: Eukaryota; Dinophyceae; Prorocentrales; Prorocentraceae
Source: the annotation of a GenBank genome assembly
AUGGCGGCUGCACGGUGGUCGUAUGCCUUGGAUGGGCUGGCCCAGGUAGUCUGGGCUCCGCCUCCGCGCGCCCUGCCGGCGGCGAUGGCGCCCCUGCCGGCGGCCGCGGCGCCCGCGAGCCCGCCGCCCGGCGGCGGAGCCGCGCCCGAGGCCCGCGGCGCGCGCGCCGCGCCGCCGCAGGCGCUGCGGGCCCUGCGGGAGCGCGGCGCGGGCGGCGCGGCCCCCGGCGAGGCCGGCCCCUCCGCCGCGGCGCCGGGCGGCGACCGCGGCCCCCGCCGGGCGGCCGCUGGCGGGCCUGGCGCUGCUGGGCGCGGCGCUCGCGGCGGCGCGCGGGCUCGCGCGGGGGCCGCGGCCUCGGCGGCCCGGGAGCUGCAGGCGCUGGGGGCCCUGCGGCGCUCGCCGCGCAGGUCGCGGCGGCUGCUGCGGGGCCUGCUGGUGGCCGCGGCGGGCGCGGCCUGCUGGGCGCUGCUGCGCGGGCCGGCGCGGGCCUCCGCGGGGCUGGGCUCGGCGGCCCCCGUGCUCCUCGAGGGCACGCUGGCGGAGAGGGUGGCGCGGUACACGGGCGUGUGCGGAUCACUCUUCUCGGAUCUGGGCGUGGCCGUGGCCAGUUUCUUCGUGCUCGCCUGCUGUGCCGGCACGGAGACGGCCAUCACCACGCUGUGGCCGUGGAAGGUGCGCGAGUUCGCGAUGCAGGAGCGGGAGCGCGAUGAGAGCGGCAAGUGGAACGCACUGCGGAAGGACAUUCAGCGGUUCAUGCAGACGAUCCUCAUCGGCACGACGCUCUCGAGCGUGAUAUCCGCCUCGUUCAUCACCGAGAUGUGCGGGCAGCUCUUUGGGCCGAGAGGGCUCGGGAUCGCGACCGUGUCCGUUACGGCCAUCCAGCUGACCGCGGGCGAGAUCAUCCCGAAGCUCCUCGCGGUCUCGAACCCGGUCAGUUUCUGCUCGGUCACCCUGCCCGUCUUCUACAGAAUCUCCAUGGUAGUGUACCCUGUCAGCCGCUUUCUAAACACGGCUGUGUCGUUGAUGCUGCGUUUCUUCGGCAUAUCAGUGGACACAAGCAAGACGCCUCUGGUUUCCGAGGCCGAGCUCGACCUAAUGUUCAACUCGGCCAUGAAGAGCGGCGUCUUGGACGGGGAAGAGGGCGACAUGAUCCGUAGCGUGCGGAAAAUGGACCGUAAGACCGUGAAGGAGGUGAUGACCCCACUCAUUGACAUGAUAUGCAUAGACGCACAGCAGCCCCUCAGCAGCCUCUACGAGCUCUGGAGGGACACGCAGUACAGCCGCGUGCCAGUUUACAGCAACCGCUUCGACAGCAUCGUGGGCGUGGUGAGCAUGAAGAUGCUGCUGAAGCACGUCAAGCUCUUUGGUGAUGCUGACGCCCGCGGCGCGGACCUCGUGGAGUCGAUCUGCGACAAGCCCUUCUUCGUUCCCGAGACGAUGUCCCUCCUGAGCGCCCUGAGGACACUCAAGGAGCGCUCCAUCGCGAUCUGCGUGGACGAGUAUGGGGGCACCACUGGCCUCGUGACGCUCGAGGACGUGCUCGAGCAGAUCGUCGGGGAGAUCUACGACCCGGAGGAGGAGAAGGACAAGAUCGAGCGCGUGCAGAACAGCUCCAUGAUCAAGAAGCUCGGGGAAAACCGCUGGGGGAUUAGCGCCGUCGCCGAUGUCGAAGACGUGAGUGACGUCCUCGGCAUCGAGCUGCCCAACGGCAGCUUCAACUCCAUCGGCGGCUUCAUGUGUAUGUACCUUGAGCAAAUCCCAGAGGCGGGGCAGGCUGUGCUGGUGGAGACGGCCACCAAAAACGUCCGAUUCGAGGUGUCCGAGGUGGACGACCGUAGGGUGCUGCAGAUCGAGGCAUUCAUCGAGGCUGGGGAGGAGGGGGAGGACCGCAACCGCGGCAAGGGGUCCGCCGAGGAGUCGCCGGCGGAGGACGAGGACGAGAGGGACAAGGUCCUCGAUGUGAGGAUGGAGACCGGGGAUGGCCAGGAGGAUGCCAGCGAAGGCAAGGGGAGGCCCGCGGACAAGUCGGCGGACAAGUCGGCGGGCACCGACGCGAGCGCGGACUCUGGCCCGGCGGGCGGGAAGAUGGGCAGGUAG